GCCGCCGUUAUUGAAACAGUCGAGUCGCGGUUCAAGACUUCAAGAGAGACGAGAUGAGGGAUGAGGUAAAAUAUUACAGAAUGGAUAGUGCGUAUUUGUGUCGUUUUGUCGGAAAAAUGGAUUGUGCGCGCGACGGAAAAAUAAUCCUUUGAAAUUUCCAGCAGAAGAAGUGGAUAGGACCGGGUUACGAUCCCCGGGAACGCUCGAUUCGAUUUUUUAGGUUAGACUUGUCUCGCGACGACCAACGGGUGUGCUAGUUGUGAGUGUGAGGUUAGAACAACGAUAUUGUUUUUAUUGCCACCCGUUUGUAUCGACUAUUUUAGAUAGAUGCACUUGUUUUAAUAAUUGGACACCUAAACAAAAUGUACCCGACACCAAGUCGACAUCCCUCCUCAGCGGGUCCGCCACCUCAGGGUGGUCAGUUAAAAUUUACCAUAGCGGACACGUUAGAAAGGAUCAAGGAGGAAUUUAACUUUUUACAAGCACAGUAUCAUUCGUUAAAAUUGGAGUGCGAGAAAUUGGCAAACGAGAAAACCGAAAUGCAAAGGCACUACGUCAUGUACUACGAAAUGUCAUAUGGCCUUAAUGUGGAAAUGCAUAAACAGACUGAAAUGGCCAAACGACUGAACGCCAUCAUUGCCCAAGUCAUGCCCUUUUUAGCCCAGGAGCACCAGCAGCAAGUGGCCAGCGCUGUGGAAAGGGCCAAAACCGUCACCAUGACUGAAUUGAACGCCAUCAUAGGGGUAAGCCAACAGCAACAGCAGGGUCUGCAGCAGUUGCUUCAGAUACAUGCACAACAGUUGCCGCAUGCUGGCGGACCCGGGCUACCUAUGGGUCCCCAUCCUGGUCUGCCAGGAAUGGGACCCGCGGCAGCCGCAGGUUUGCUAGGCUUCGGGGCAGGCUUACCCUCGGGAGCGGCGCCCCAUCCCGCAGCCGUAGCGGGGGCGGCGCACCCCCUCCUCAAGCCGGAGAACUUGCACCCCAGAGCGGCCAACGAGGACCUCAAGAGGCCGAGCAGCACCAACGCUUUAGAAGAAAGACUGGUAAGGCAGCACUUUAAUUCCGUCUCGCCCGGCGACAGGGAUAAAUACAGGGCGAGAUCUCCUCCCGACGUGGAACAGGUCAAACGGCGAAAAGAAGAGAAAUUGGGCCACGAAAGUGACGGAGAGAAAAGUGACCAAGACUUAGUUGUAGAUGUAGCUAAUGAGGAAGCGUCGUCGCCUCACACGAACGGCGAGCACGUAUCUUUAGGGAAUUCCAGCGAUAUCAGAGAGAACGGCAGCUCGAAUGGAGACAAAAUAAAGGUGGAGAGGCCUCCAAGCAGAAGCGGAUCAUCCUCGUCAAGGAGUACGCCAUCUUUAAAGAGCAAAGACGAAAAACCUCUAACCCCAGGCUCGAAACCCCGAUCGACGACGCCUAACCUAGGAGCAGGUGCAGGACCACCGGGAGUAUCCAAAUCGGCACCCGGUGGACCCCUGGGUCCCUAUCCCCCUUACCCCGGGUUGGGGGCGCCUAGGACGCCCGAACACCAAAUACCCCCUUACGCACAAGCACCGCCCUACGUUAGACCUCCUCCUCAAGGGUUACCUGCCGCAUAUGACAGUCAUCCUCAUGCAAGGACAUCGGCUUUAACUGCCAAUGGACUGGGAGGAGUACCAGGGGGAAAACCAGCAUAUUCCUUUCAUAUGAACGGCGAAGGUCAACUACAACCCGUUCCCUUCCCCACGGAUGCGCUGAUUGGACCGGGCAUUCCCAGGCACGCGCGACAAAUCAACACAUUGAACCACGGUGAAGUGGUGUGCGCAGUCACCAUAUCCAACCCUACGAAGUACGUGUACACCGGUGGUAAAGGUUGCGUCAAAGUGUGGGAUAUCAGCCAGCCGGGCAGCAAGAGUCCUGUUAGCCAGCUAGAUUGCUUGCAACGAGAUAACUACAUACGAUCUGUAAAGCUCCUACCUGAUGGUCGAACGCUUAUCGUUGGAGGUGAAGCCUCUAAUUUGUCGAUCUGGGAUUUAGCGAGCCCCACGCCAAGGAUAAAGGCCGAAUUGACUUCAUCGGCCCCAGCCUGCUAUGCCUUAGCUAUAAGCCCAGAUUCCAAGGUGUGUUUCAGCUGUUGUUCGGAUGGUAACAUUGCCGUUUGGGAUUUGCACAACCAAACAUUGGUCAGACAGUUUCAAGGUCACACUGAUGGGGCGUCUUGUAUAGAUAUCAGCUCGGACGGAACCAAACUCUGGACAGGAGGCUUGGACAACACGGUGCGGAGUUGGGACUUACGGGAAGGAAAGCAGCUCCAACAGCACGAUUUUAGUUCUCAGAUAUUUUCAUUAGGUUAUUGUCCAACUGGGGAAUGGUUGGCUGUUGGAAUGGAAAAUUCACAUGUGGAAGUUCUCCAUGCUAACAAACCAGAUAAGUAUCAGCUGCAUCUUCACGAGAGCUGCGUUCUUAGUUUGAGGUUCGCCACGUGCGGGAAGUGGUUCGUAUCGACAGGCAAGGAUAAUCUUCUCAAUGCUUGGCGAACGCCUUAUGGAGCUAGUAUUUUCCAGUCGAAAGAAUCCUCAAGUGUGCUAAGUUGUGAUAUAUCGACGGACGAUAAGUACAUAGUGACCGGUUCUGGUGACAAAAAGGCAACAGUCUACGAAGUGAUAUACUGAACGGACCUUUAGUGAAUUACUCCAUGUAGACAGGGGCGUGGCUAUGAACGAUGAAAACACGCGUCAAAGUGCGCGUCUGCGUGUAGUGUCUAAAGGGAAAUUUUCUCGUAUGAGUUCCAUACCAUGAGUUCAAAAUUCUUUUGUAGUUCAUAUCAACCAUUUUUUCAUAGUUCACAGCUAGUGAGAAAAAUCAGGUCGAUAACCGUUCUACAUGACAUAAGUAUUAAAAAAAUAUUGACAGUUACUAGAGUUCAGUAAUUUUUGAUAUGAUUGGUAAAAUGUUUUAUAACUGUCUAAUACCCAUGGUGGGCACUCAUGACUAGAAAGUGACCUUAUAAGAAUACGGAGAUCAGCUUUGCCAAGAUGCACAAGAUUGUUAUUUUGUGUCAAUGUUUUUUCCUCCUUAUCAUUUUACAGAAUGAUUAUUUUCAAAUUUUAUCCUGACAAUGGAAAUAAAAUUUUAUGUGUAUAA
Molecule: messenger RNA, 3123 nt
Organism: Sitophilus oryzae (rice weevil)
Lineage: Eukaryota; Metazoa; Arthropoda; Insecta; Coleoptera; Curculionidae
Gene: gro
Product: protein groucho
Exons: 16
Coding region: 363-2651 (762 amino acids)
Biological process (GO): regulation of DNA-templated transcription; negative regulation of canonical Wnt signaling pathway
Cellular component (GO): transcription regulator complex; nucleus
Molecular function (GO): protein binding; transcription corepressor activity
Source: RefSeq, a predicted model, not a curated record